UCAUUUAUCCACCAUCUUUGGUAGCUGCUCCACGUCUCACUGCUGGCCUUGCGACACUGCCGCCGGUGACUCCGAACUGGAAGAUGGCUGCGGUGGAACGUCCCCCAGUCAAGGAAGGGGUCCGGAUAGCUUUACUCUGUUUCUGUUGGUACACUGUUAGUUCGGGAGGCAACGUCGUUAACAAAAUUAUUCUAAAUGGAUUCCCUUAUCCUGUCACCGUUUCGCUCUUUCAUAUACUCUCAAUCGUCGUCUUCCUUCCUACGUUGUUGAAGGCAUGGGGAGUCCCCAAAACAGAAGUACCAACUAGAUACUACAAAUGGUAUAUUCUCCCUUUAGCUUUUGGGAAAUACUUCGCUUCUGUGUCGGCCCACUUCAGUAUAUGGAAGGUACCUGUUUCCUACGCACACACUGGUAAGAAUUGCACGAGCUCUGAAUCAGGCUACAGUAGCUGGCUCAGAAUCAUUGGUUGACGUUUUAACUAACGGAAUGUUAGCUAGUUAGCUCGCAACAGUAGCACAUUUUUAAAUGCAUUAGUUUGCUAGCAACGACAUUAAUUGGUAUCUUGUGCACGUAAUUUUGGCAAGCUUUGUUUAGGUCACUUUACGAUUAGCCGAGGAGCUUGCGUCUCCCCUUACCAACAUACUGGGGUUGUUUGAAUACCUUUUUGUUUGGGGGAGGGGCCAACCUUACCAAGUAGCCUACCUCAACUCCUUCACUGAGUUGAGUGUAGACUAGAGUUUUUGAAAGGAACCUCCUACUCCUUCGAGUCGCUAUGCGUCGAUACUUAAAAAAUGUACAUUCUUAAUCCCUUACCUUGUACCUAUGUUUGUCCUCUGUUGUUGCGUGCCUUUCUUUGUUCGCUUAAAUUCAUGCUUUUUAAUUAAACGUUAAUCAAAUACAACCACCGACUGUUUCCUCAUUGCUGUUACUUUAAGAUGGCAACUCGGCGCGAAUGCGCAUGUGCCAAUUGAAUCUCAACAAGGAAACAGUCGGAGCGUCACCUUUCCUGACUUGGUCGUCACUAGUUGCCACAAAGUCAUAAACCCAGCCUAUUUUUACAAUUUGUCUAUAUAAAAUCGGAUUUUAAACCUAACCUGAACUUUAUCCACACUGCUAACCUUAUGCCUAACCUUAAAUUAAGAACAAAAAGCAAAUGUUUGUGUUCAUGAAUUUCUAACCAAUUUUGACUUUGUGGCUGUGGUCACUAGUGGAAACCUGACAGCUCAGAAACUUGCCCCUGGCAACAUUUAAUGUCAAUCCCUUUGUAUUAUACUAUUCACUUCGUAAUUAGCUAGGUACAUAAUGUAUGAUGUAAGCCCUUAUAAAGUUUAACUGUAACUCAUUGCUGUCUUACCUCAAUAACUGGCACGUACAGCUAGGGUUGAUGGCGCAGGGUCAUAAGGUUAUGAUGCGAUAUGCAAGUUCCACGUUUUGUGUUGACCAGGGGUGUGUCUGUGACGCACAAGACACAAUGAGACUUAAACUCUAGGUGUGUUGCACAAUCGCAUGGGCCCUAAGUCUUUAAACCACUGUAUCUCAAAAGUCAUGCUCCUUACCUUUUGUAACCUAUGCUCGUCCAACUCAAGCCCUUGCCCUCAAUUCAAGCACUGAACAGGAUCCUUUUAUAUUUUUUCCAAUCUCACAUUCUUUGUUUCUUUUCACUCCACAGUCAAAGCCACAAUGCCAAUAUGGGUUGUGUUGUUAUCAAGGAUUAUCAUGAAGGAGAAGCAAACAACAAAAGUGAGUAACUCCGAGAAUUGAUAGUGUACAAGCUGCUUUCGAAUAUAUUUUGUCCAAGCAAUGGUGAUGUGGCACAAUGUGAGCCUGUCUGUUGGCUCAUAUUACUGCCAGCCUUGCAGGUGUAUUUACAGGUAGCAGCUUUGAGGCAGGAAAAAGUGCAUCCUGUUAACACUGUAGGGGCCAUAGUAGUGUUGCACAAUAAAAAAGCUGUUUACAGUGCAUUCGGAAAGUAUUCAGACCUCUUGACUUUUUGCACAUUUUGUUACGUUACAGCCUUAUUCUAAAAUUGAUUACAUUAUUUUUUCCCUCAUCAAUCUACACACAAUACCCCAUAAUGACAAAGCGAAAACAGGUUUCUAUAAAUUUUUGGAAAUGUCUUACAAAUAAAAAAACACCUUAUUUACAUAAGUAUUCAGAACCUUUGCUAUGAGACUAGAAAUUAAGCUCAGGUCCAUCCUGUUUCCAUUGAUCAUCCUUGAGAUGUUGCUAGAACUUCAUUGGAGUCCACCUGUGGUCAAGCCAUGAGGUCGAAGGAAUUAUCCAUAGAGCUCCCAGACAGGAUUUUGUCGAGGCACAGAUCUGGGGAAUGGUACCAAAAAUGUUCUGCAGCAUAGAAGGUCCCCAAGAACACAGUGGCCUCCAUCAUUCUUAAAGGGAAGAAGUUUGGAACCACAGACUCUUCCUAGCGCUGGCCACCCGGCCAAACUGAGCAAUCGGGGGAGAAGUGCCUUGGUCAGGGAGGUGACCAAGAACCCGAUGGUCACUCUGACAAAGCACCAGAAUUCCUCUUUGGAGAUGGGAGAACCUUCCAGAAGGACAACCAUCUCUGCAGCACUCCACCAAUCAGGCCUUUAUGGUAAUAAAUAAAGGUUAAAUAAAAUGGUAGAGUGGCCAGACAGAAGCCACUCCUCAGUAAAAGGCACAUGCCAGCCCCCUUGGAGUUUGCCAAAAGGCACCUAAAGGACUCUCAGACCAUGAGAAACAAGAUUCUCUGGUCUGAUGAAACCAAGCACCAUCCCUACGUUGAAGCAUGGUGGUGGCAGCAUCAUGCUUUGGGGAUGUUUUUCAGCGGCAGGGACUUGGAGACUAGUCAGGAUCGAGGGAAAGAUGAACGGAGCGAAGUACAGAGAGAUCCUUGAUGAAAACGUGCUCCAGAGCGCUCAGGACCUCACACUGGGGCGAAGGUUCACCUUACAACAGGACAACGACCCUAAGCACACAGCCAAGACAACGCAGGAGUGUCUUCGGGACAAGUCUCUGAAUGUCCUUGAGUGGCCCAGCCAGAGUCCGGACGAAAAUAGCUGUGCAGCGACGCUCCCCAUCCAACCUGACAGAGAUUGAGAGGAUCUGCAGAGAAGAAUGGGAGAAACUCCCCAAAUACAGGUGUGCCAAGCUUGUAGUGUCAUACCCAAGAAGACUCGAGGCUAUAAUCGCUGCCAAAGGUGCGUCAACAAAGUACUGAGUAAAGAGUCUGAAUACUUAUGUAAAUGUGAUAUUUCCAUUUUUUUUUUUUUUUUAUACAUUUGCUAAAAUGUCUAAACCUGUUUUUGAUUUGUCAUUAUGGGGUAUUGUGUGUAGAUUGAUGAGGAAAAAAAUAACAAGUUAAUCCAUUUUAGAAUAAGGCUGUAACGUAAUACAAUGUGGAAAAUGUCAAGGGGUCUGAAUACUUUCCGAAUGCACUGUGUGUGCCACAGCCAUUUAGAGGUUGUGUUCAAUGUGACAAUGUCCCACAAACAAAUUAGCAAAACAACUGCAUGUGUAUGGAUGGUAAUUGUUUCAACCAUACUUUUUGACUUUGGCCUACUUUCUCUUUUGCACUCUUGUCCCGUGCCUGUCUCAGGUGUACGUAGCUCUCAUCCCCAUCAUCGGAGGAGUGCUUCUGGCCACAAUGACAGAGAUGUCCUUUGAUGUGUCUGGGUUAGUCAGUGCCCUGGCCGCCACACUCUGCUUCUCUCUGCAAAAUAUAUUUUCCAAAAAGGUACGUCUUACCAGUCUGCACCCUUUUGAAAAGGACUAUUGUUUGUGUUAUUAGAUGAUGGAUAGUAUAGCUGGAGAGCACAUUGUGUACUUAUGUGUUUGAAUGAAGUAUGUGUUUGAGCAGAGGUUGUAGAAUAAGUUCAAGAUGCUUUCCUUUUAAUAGAAUACUGUAUUAUUUGAAGGAAUUAAUCUUGCACCCUGUAAAAGCACUCCUUGCAAUAUUCAAUUGCACACAUAGUAGACAUCACUCAUACUAAACAUGAAAACACUCAAAAAAACUCAAGGGCAAGGCCUAUUAGUAUGAAGCCUUGUUAAUCCUUGCAAUGCAUUUGCUCAGUACAUACUGUAGAUGUGCUGUGUCAUCUCUCCUGCAUUUCCCUGCUGUUUUGAGUGGCCUCCCUUAAACCAAUAUUUGAGGAGGACAUGCACUCAACGGCCAGUUUAUUAGGUACAUCACCCAUUCACGGAAAUUGAUCUCUUCUACAGACGGGAGUCAGGUGGCCGUGGCUUGCUAUAUAAAGCAAGCAUCGAGGCAUUCAGUUACUGUUCGAUUGAACAUCAGAAUGGGCAAAAUGAGAGACCUAAGGGACUUUGAGGGUGGUAUGAUCAUCGGUGCCAGACGCGCCGGAUCCAGUAUCUCUGAAACGGCCGCCCUCCUGGGCUUUUCAUGCACGACAGUGUCAUCUAGGAUUUACAGAGAAUGGUGCGACAAACAAAACAUCCAGUCAGCGGCAGUCCUGUGGGCGAAAACAGCUCGUUGAUGAGAGGUUGAAGGAGAAUCGUGCAAGCUAACAGGUGAGCCACAAACAGACUAAUAAUGGCGCAGUACAACAGCGGUGUGCAGAACGGCAUCUCGGAAUGCACAACUCGUCAAUCCUUGUCACGGAUGGGCUAUUGCAGCAGACGACCACACCGGGUUCCAGUCCUAUCAGCUAAAAUCAAGAAGGAAGCGGCUCCAGUGGGCACGCGAUCACCAACACUGGACAAUUGAGGAGUGGAAAAACAUAGCCUGGAACAUGACAGCGAGUUCAGUUUACUUGAUUGGCCUGCGCAGUCCACAGACCUCAACCCAAUAGGGCAUCUCUCGGAUGAAAUGGAACAGGCUGUUCGCAGCAUGAACUAGAUGGGUGUACCUAAUAAACUGGUCGGUGAGUGUAUUUACCCCAUUGCACAUUACUCUGUGACAUGUUAUGAAUGACUUUUGAUAUUACUAACCCUGCAGUCAAAUUACUGUGUAAUAAUUUGUAGUGUUAGACUUAAACAAGCAUGUCUUGUUAAUUACCAACUGUGAUUAGUUACCUGUCUCAUGCUUGUUGAUGAAGAUUUAUCCAACGUAUGCAUCAAAUUGUAUGCGUAGACUUGACAGAAAUAGUAGGUGAAUGUUGAACUUUUGUUGCACACACAUCCAUUAACAAUUUUGAAUUACAUAAUGGAAAAAGUUGGACUGCAUAAUUUAUUACGCAGAAUUGAUGUUGGUCUGAUCGAGGCGUAAGGUCAACACAACAGUUGUUUUCUGCCUAAGAAAUGACAAGGCCAUGAAUGAAUAUGCAUUUAUUUUUAGGUGCUGCGGGACACGAGGAUCCACCACCUGAGACUUCUCAACAUACUGGGCUUCAAUGCAGUUUUCUUCAUGGUGCCUACGUGGGUUCUGGUGGACCUCUCCUCAUUCUUGGUUGAGGGGGAUUUUGUGAGUUAAAAAAGGAUAGGAUACGUUCUUCAGUUUCGUAAAGUGUAUGCGCAGGUUCAUACAUUACACGUCAAAUAAUGUGCUCUAAUUGUUGUCUGGCUUAUAAGAUAGUGUUUAUUCUACUGCUGCUGGAGUGUGUGUCCGUCUUCUAUCCACAUGAUAUAUUCACUGUACACGUCUACAGGAUGUCACACAGUUUGUACCAUACAUUUGUUAUCUACUUCCUUUUCCUAAUCCUCAAUUUAACUUCACACACAACAGAAUCGCUAGUAUCCGGUUGCCUUUUAUUCAAUUGUCACAUUGAGACUACAACCUCGAUACAUUCUAUUUUCCUAGAAAGUCAUCACUAAACCCAUUGUUCUCUCCAGAAAUCCAAGUAAUAAUUUCCUCCCUCCUCUGCAUAACCCCUCCAGACAGGCAUGUCUGAAUGGACCGGCACCUUCCUUUUACUCCUCGUCAGUGGCUUUUGUAACUUUGCCCAGAACGUCAUCGCUUUCAGCGUCCUCAACCUGGUCAGCCCGCUGAGCUACGCUGUGGCAAACGCCACCAAGAGGAUCAUGGUCAUCAGCAUAUCGCUCCUGAUGCUGCGCAACCCAGUUAGCUCCACCAACAUCAUGGGCAUGAUGACGGCCAUUGUGGGCGUCUUCCUGUACAACAAGGUGACUCCCUCUGACACGCUUACAUUAACUUUUUUGACAUUUAUCCAGUCAAUACAAUCACUCCAUUCACCUAAGAUGGGUAAACCAAUCACAUAUCACAAUUAUUGCAAUGUAAACCUUGAAUAUAGUCGCUAUCUGCUAAAUCAGUGCUACUAAGAAAGAAGUGCAAGUGUGAAGGACUCUUUGCGUCUCCCAUUUAUGCAUCUGCAUGCUUAAUGCUGAGUUUGAUUUAAUUGUUCAUCUAUUUCAUGAACUUAGUUGAAUUAUUAGUUGGAAAUGUUCAGAUACUAUUGUACUAUGUGGCGCGAAGUCUGUAGAGCUAUGUAUUUUUUUUGGUCAUCCCAGAUGCAAAUUUAAUAAAUACCCAAAAUACUACGGGUACACUCCUCACACCUUGCAAUUUUGAUAUUUAAACUCACUCAACUGUCUUACAAUGUGUUAAAAGACAACCAAACGUGCAAUUGUGCUUGUUGCUGCCAUGGUGCUUGCCCUGCGCUGCAUGGGGGGGAAUAGGUUUCUAACAGUGGUUCUGUAAGAUGCUCUGAAUUCCUCCCCCACUGAAGAAAGUUUACAUGCAACUUUAUAACUACAUAGAACUUUGUGAAAUCACACAGUGGUAAUUUACAUCAGUGUGUAUUUUUGUCAUCCUUUGUUAUGUGCUACGCUAAGCUAUUCCCUUCUCUUCACUGCCAACAGGCGAAAUAUGAUUCCAAUAAGGAAGCUAAGAAGAAGCUGCUGCCUUCCUCCAAGCAGGACACGAUGUCCUUCGACAAUUUGGGACUGGACAAGACGCAGCCCAAUGGUUCAGUGCCUUUCUCCCAAGGUUCAGACAUUCAGUAUGGUCGAAGCAAUGUGCUGACCGACCACUUCCAGUACAGCCGGCAGGCCUACACAAUGAACUACGGCGCCUCCAACCACCAGUAUGUGGUUUAGGCUGGUGGAUGCCUCCAUGGACAUAUUGUAUUUGUUUCCCGCAGUGUUCUUAAACCACCUCCAACAGAAAGGAAGGCACGUGCUGUCGUAUUGGCGGGAGAGGGAAGUAUCAAUCGUGAGUUGGCCAGCGUUUUGUCCCAAACAUUUUCUCUAACAUAUUUUCUUCACCUCUGCGUGUUUGAUUUAUUUUGAUAUGAACACUUAAAGAUAGUUCAGUCAAAAUCAAAGUUUGUCAGAUGUUUU
Messenger RNA from Coregonus sp. 'balchen', 7239 nucleotides. The record is from the annotation of a GenBank genome assembly. NCBI's taxonomy places the organism in Eukaryota, Metazoa, Chordata, Actinopteri, Salmoniformes, Salmonidae.